GAAUUACUAGUAUCACUAAGUAACAUUCUUUUUAGGAAGCAAACAAUUUCAUCCCUUGAGCAAAGCCCGAACCUUAUAUUUUGGGCUCCUUGAGCAAAGCCUGAACCUAAUGUUUGAGCAGCAGAAAAAAGCCCAUCAAAUAUAGAGAGAAGCGAAACGGUGCGUGUAAGCCAUCUUUGUAGGAACACAGUGUGAGACUCACCGAGCAGCAGAGCAAGAGCUCCACCGCCGUCGAACCGCCGCACUCUGCUUCUGCUUUGAAUUCAGCGUUUUAGGGUUUAAGGGAAUAGAAUUGGGGCUGGAGAUUGGGAAUGGAAAUCGAGAGAAAGAAGAAAAGGAAGAAAUCGACGAAGGAAGGUGGGAAGGAUGAGAAGCAGCGAGGGGUUUGCUAUUUGGGUCGGAUUCCGCCACGCAAUGAUCCGUCGACGCUUCGUCAGAUGCUCUCUCAGCACGGAGAGAUACAGAGGCUUUAUCUUGCACCUCAAGAUUCUUCCGGUCAUGUUCAAAUCAAAGCUGGUAAAUUUCAGAGGCAAAAUUUUUCAGAAGGGUGGGUUGAAUUUUCUGACAAAAGGGUUGCUAAGAGAGUUGCUAAUAUGUUAAAUGGUGAACAGAUAGGUGGGAAGAAGAGGUCGUCUUUCUACUAUGAUCUUUGGAAUAUCAAGUACUAGAAAUUCAAGUGGGAUAAUCUUACCGAAGAGAUUGCUUACAAGAAAGCCACCCGGGAGCAAAAACUAGCUUUAGAAAUCUCUGCUGCUAAGAAGGAGCGUGAUUUCUAUCUCACUAAAGUUGAGAAGUCCCGUGCUUUGAAUGCCAUAGAUGAAAGAUUGAAGAAGAGGCAAAGGGUCGAAGAAGAUUCAGGUAGCAAUCCGGAUCUCUCUGAUAGCCAGCCAGAACAUCAGGUAAUUCGCCGGUUCCGACAGAAGAAACCUGUUGCAAAUAAUGCUGCAAAAACCAAACCUCGGCUUUCUGGAGAUGUACUAUCAGCGGUAUUUGGUGGUUCUUAGUGCUCAAAAUUCUCAUGGAUUGGCAUACCUCAACCGGAAGAGCUGUAAAGGCGCAGGACAUCAUUUGGAGUUGAAUCUUGUGUCUGUGCUUUGAGUUGUAUUGUUCCAGUUUUCAGUGAUUAGGGCAAACUGCCAUCUCCAUUUGGUUUCGAUCGGAUCACAAGAUCGCGUCAUAGAAACCGUGCGAAAAAUACUUGUAUCUGUAUUUACUUAUCUGAUUCAUUACUUUUCA
Molecule: messenger RNA, 1236 nt
Organism: Pyrus x bretschneideri (Chinese white pear)
Lineage: Eukaryota; Viridiplantae; Streptophyta; Magnoliopsida; Rosales; Rosaceae
Product: pre-rRNA-processing protein esf2
Biological process (GO): endonucleolytic cleavage to generate mature 5'-end of SSU-rRNA from (SSU-rRNA, 5.8S rRNA, LSU-rRNA); small-subunit processome assembly; endonucleolytic cleavage in ITS1 to separate SSU-rRNA from 5.8S rRNA and LSU-rRNA from tricistronic rRNA transcript (SSU-rRNA, 5.8S rRNA, LSU-rRNA)
Cellular component (GO): nucleolus
Molecular function (GO): RNA binding
Source: RefSeq, a predicted model, not a curated record